Messenger RNA from Morchella importuna, 1014 nucleotides. RefSeq lists its product as uncharacterized. The transcript is spliced from 6 exons. Bases 1 to 1014 code for a protein of 337 amino acids. NCBI's taxonomy places the organism in Eukaryota, Fungi, Ascomycota, Pezizomycetes, Pezizales, Morchellaceae. Gene Ontology annotation, cellular component: microtubule cytoskeleton; septin ring; septin complex. Gene Ontology annotation, molecular function: molecular adaptor activity; GTP binding; GTPase activity. The record is from RefSeq and is a predicted model, not a curated record. Gene Ontology annotation, biological process: cytoskeleton-dependent cytokinesis.
AUGUCCCAGACUGCUACUGUAUUUCCUCGUAGUCACGUCGGUUUUGACAGUAUCACCUCGCAAAUCGAGAGGAAGCUUCUGAAGCGCGGUUUUCAAUUCAAUGUUAUCUGUGUUGGUCAGACUGGCCUUGGGAAAUCAACUCUUAUCAACACAAUCUUCGCGGCGCAUCUUAUUGAUUCCAAAGGCCGCCUUACCCCCGAUGAACCUGUAAGGUCUACCACCGAGAUACAGACCGUAUCCCACAUUAUUGAGGAGAAUGGCGUUCGUCUCCGGCUGAACAUUGUCGAUACCCCAGGCUAUGGCGACCAGGUUAACAACGACAGAUGCUGGGAUCCCAUUGUCAAGUAUAUUAAGGACCAGCAUUCCGCAUACCUCCGCAAAGAACUUACCGCUCAGAGAGAACGCUACAUUCAGGACACCCGCAUCCACUGCUGUCUAUUCUUCAUCCAGCCAUCUGGGCAUGCUCUGAAACCCAUUGACAUAGUUGUCUUGAAAAAAUUAUCUGACGUUGUCAACGUUGUCCCUGUAAUUGCAAAGUCGGACUCGCUUACGCUAGAGGAGCGCGCUGCUUUCAAGGAGAGGAUAAAGGAGGAAUUCGCAUUCCACAACCUUAAGAUGUAUCCUUAUGACAAUGAUGAAUUGGAUGAGGAAGAGCGCGCUCUGAACGCCCAGAUAAAGAACAUCAUUCCUUUUGCCGUUGUAGGUUCUGAGAAAUCAAUAAUCGUCGAUGGUAAGCAAGUUCGUGGAAGGCAAAACAGAUGGGGUGUCAUCAAUGUUGAGGAUGAGAAGCACUGCGAGUUCGUUUACUUGCGAAAUUUCCUUACUCGUACUCACCUCCAGGACCUGAUCGAAACCACAUCUCAGAUCCAUUAUGAAACAUUCCGUGCAAAGCAGCUCUUAGCUUUGAAGGAGUCCAGUGCUGCGGGUGCUGGCAGCAGCCGACCUAUUUCACCGGCCGCUGAGAGGGAAUUAAGCAGGGGGUCGCAACAAAGGAUGACGAUGAAUGGAUACUAG